Molecule: messenger RNA, 2221 nt
Organism: Planococcus citri (citrus mealybug)
Lineage: Eukaryota; Metazoa; Arthropoda; Insecta; Hemiptera; Pseudococcidae
Gene: mute
Product: muscle wasted
Exons: 13
Coding region: 139-2064 (641 amino acids)
Biological process (GO): regulation of DNA-templated transcription
Cellular component (GO): nucleus
Molecular function (GO): transcription coregulator activity
Source: RefSeq, a predicted model, not a curated record
UCAAUUUUUUAUCAUGGAAAAAUGAAAAUUUAAAUUUGAAAAAGUUCAGUUCAACUGAAUUUGAGAAUUUCAACUGUAGCUUUAGAUUUCGAAUAGUUAAUAAUUGUAUAGUAAAUUUCACACUAUUGAAAGAGUAAAAUGUUCGCGAACGAAGAAAACCAAAGAAGGAAGUUCAAGAGGAGGAAACGAAGAAGAACUAACGAGAAAAUGAAGACAAUCAUAAAAAACAUCGAACAAGAAAUCGAAACGCAGCUCGAAGCGAACAACGAACGAGAUGAUUUCGUCACCAACAACAUCGAACCAAUUCUAAAAGAAGUCAUAAUGGACGAAGAUAUAAAAGAAAUGGUACGACGAACAAUCCUGCGAGGUGAUUCAGAAAGUCCUUACGAACCGAAACUAACUCGAGCUAAAAUUCGAGAAUUACUCAAGGUACGUCCAGAAUUAUCGCUUCCAAUGGUAUGGCCAAUUACUGCCAAAAAGGAAACAAACUUCGUUUCCGAAUGUUUAUCGCUCAUCAAUGAAAAUUAUUCAGAAAAUUCGUCCGAAGACGAAGAAUACAUACCAGAUGAAGAACACGAAAAUUUGAAUGAUCCUUCUUCGUCGUCGACUUUCAAUGGGUUACAGAAUACAUCGAUGGGAAGUACUUCAGAUGCAGUUUCUUCGUAUUCUAAAGAUAAUUCGUAUUCUUUUUUUCCCGUACAAGAAGAGAAUAUUGGUCAACGUACGAGAUCAAAAUUACCUUUGACGGAUACGCCUUUGGAAGUUAUCGAACAAGCUUUUGAGCCACCGGAUAUUACAGCAGAUAUGUACGACCUCGAAUGCGAUAACGAAGAUUGGUUCGAUUUCAUACAAAACUUUCAUAAACCUCUUGAUAAAACCAAAGGCAACGAACCGACUGAUAAUGACGAUGAUCUGGAUGAUCCAGAGUAUAACAUCACGAACGACGUUGAAACCGUGGACAAAGAAGAAUUACGAAAAGAUCGAGGAGUCGAUGUACCUCAAGAAGAAGUGCGCGAUUUGAUCGCUGAACUGUGGAGAGAAUGUGCUCCUUCGAUCGUCGGUGACAUGAGAUCGAAUAAAGAAGCUAGUCAACCUCAAUCCGAAGAUCCGAAUUCGUUCAAUCUCCUGAACACCAACGAAGCUCCUCUUCCUCAUUCAUUCGAUGUUCUCAGCACAAACCAAAUUCCUCCUCUAAUCAAUAACGCUACCACUGAAACUGCUUGCUCAAAUCAGAAUCCGGUCACAAUUAACGACCCGAAUCCCGAACACAAAGAAAUACCGAAACUACUUCCAGCCCAGUGUCGUUUACUAAAACAACAAUUGGCGCAACAUGUGCAAAUUCUUACGCAGAAUUUCUUACAAUUUCACAAACAUCCCAUUUAUUAUGGUUACGCUGAUGUAAUGAAGACUUUAUUGUUCAGUAUUGAUAAUCUAUCCGGUGAUAAUCAACAUUCGUAUUUUUCCACCGUCAACUUAAAAAGCGCUGUUCGAGUCGUCAACCAAUGGGAAAAAUCACGUGCCAAAGUUCCCGAACCAAAACUCAACAUUUUCGAACGAUUUUCAAAAAGGAGGAAACCACAAAUUGAGUGUUUUUCCAAAGAUUUAAUGAAAACAGUUACGAUGAGUGAUGUAUUUCUGUAUCCAUUGUUGUUGCCUCAUGUGCCUUUUUCUUCGUCCAUUCAAGUCGUCAAAUAUAAAACGUCUAUGAUCGAAUCUGAAGAAUGCUUGUUGGCGUACGGUUUAGAAGCGUUCAUGGGAUACGUUAAACCAAAAAAUGGCACGAAAAAUCAAGACGAGCUGCUAAAAGAAGCAAUUUCUCUAAUCACUUCCCAUCUACUGCCUUGUUUCACCAAAAAGUUCAUAUUGCAGUAUAUUAAGAAAAAACGAGCUGAUUCGAAGCCAAAUCCUAUUAAACGAUAUUUCGAGAAGGGAAAAGCCCCUUCGUUAACGCAUUAUGUGAUACCAGUUGUUCUUCAACCAUUAUUCAAGCAGCCUUCUAACCUGUUACCAGAUGUUUGGGCCGAAUAUGUUGAAAAAAAUUACUUAGUUGUAAAGAUUAAGUAAUAAUAUGUAUUGUGAUGAACAUGUGAUGGGACAUGUGGAUAUACGCUUAUUGUUUAAACUUUUUUCAUUCUAUCCUAUUUUGUUUAAUUUUUAGUAGUUCUACAUGACUUUAAAAACAUAUGAACCAAAUAAAUUUUAUAACGUUUUGUUUUUCGUA